UAUCUCCUGAUACAGAUACAAUCCUUAAACUACAUCAGGAUACAGUUAAGGGUGUUAUCCUAACUGUGAAAGGACGGGACGAGUACGAUUUUUUAUCCCGGUAUUUUGCUCCAUGGGUCGGAAUACCAGAGGAUCCUGUCACGGGUUCAGCUCAUACCGUCCUUACUCCGUACUGGGCACAGAUACUCAACAAGACUAAGAUGUGUUCUCGGCAGUGCUCUCCAAGGGGUGGAGAUCUUAAACUUAACCUAGUGGAGCCAAGAGUUCGUGUUGCCGGGAACUCUGUAGUUGUUCUCUCUGGAACUCUCAGGAUUAAAUAAAAACUCUUCAUAUAAUUAAACCCAGUUUUCACGUUAAAUUAGGGGGUACCGUUUCAUUUACUUAAAAGGAAUCGAGUCUUUAUUAUUUUAAAAAAUAUUCUAAUAAAUCUAAUUUCAGAGAGAAUGAUACUAAAACCUACUAUGUAGGAUGUAACAAGCGGAAAAUGGUUGCAAUUGAUCUUAAAUAUCCUUGAACUGAUAAAGAUCUUUAAACAUGAACUUCAGUGAUACAUUCUUUAAUAAUCAAAGUGAUCAUUACGGUUUUAAUAACAGGAGUAAGCUAAUAGAUCUAGAUAUGAGUGAUCAGUUCGAUCUAAAAAACACAAGUGAUCUCUUUGAUCUAAAGAACUCAGGUGAUAUGCUUCGACUGAACAAUACUGAUGAUUCCUUUGAUCUAAAUUUCCCAAAUAUAAGUUAUAAUUAUGGUUUUGGAAACCUCACCGAAGAUUAUGGAAUAAGUAAUCUGUCCUUAGAAAGCCAAGAUUACAGUGAUCAGAUUAACUUCAGUCUUCCUUCUGAUAUGGUUUUCGGCGAGGCAAAUGUUUACUCUAUAAUCUCCUACUCUAUCCUUCUAGUCAUAGGAGUAAUCAGUAACUCAGUGUCUCUCUAUCAACUAGUCAGAGAACGGUUCUACAGGAAGAACAGGAGCAGAAUGAUACUUCUCCUUCUGCAUUUAACAAUAGCCGACCUUUCCGUUAUUAUGUUUGCUAUUCCUCUGGAGAUAGGUUGGUCUGCUACAGUAUCUUGGGAGGCAGAUGAGAUAACAUGCAAGCUAGUCGUCUUCCUCAAAAUGUAUGGUUUUUUAAUAUCAAGCUUUAUCCUUAUUGUGAUAUCUAUAGACAGGUUUGUAGCAGUCCUGUAUCCGUUCUACCAUCUCACCUCAUCCCGGAGAACUAAAUAUAUGCUUUUACUUUCAUACAUCACAGCAAUAUGCUGCUCCAUACCUCAGAUUUUUGUUUUUGAAGUGCAAACCCAUCCCAUUGUAGCUUGGUAUAAACAGUGUAUGACCACUCUCCAGGGAACAGAGGAGAUGUUAUAUUUCCUGUAUUUUUUUGUUCUGUCCUGGUGUUUACCUGUCCUAGUAAUGGGAGUCUGCUAUUCAUCCAUAGCAGUUUCUAUAUAUAGACGGGCAGAUAGAACUGCACUCAGUCACACGUUCCGCAGUAAAUCUCGGGAUUCUGACGAUGGUAAAUAUCAGGGGGUUACUUCAAAAUCUCAUUUUUGCCCUUAAC
Messenger RNA from Eurytemora carolleeae, 1552 nucleotides. Its product is annotated as gonadotropin-releasing hormone II receptor. Gene Ontology annotation, cellular component: membrane. Gene Ontology annotation, molecular function: peptide binding; G protein-coupled receptor activity. The transcript is spliced from 13 exons. The record is from RefSeq and is a predicted model, not a curated record. NCBI's taxonomy places the organism in Eukaryota, Metazoa, Arthropoda, Copepoda, Calanoida, Temoridae. Bases 535 to 1551 code for a protein of 338 amino acids. Gene Ontology annotation, biological process: G protein-coupled receptor signaling pathway.